Bicyclus anynana (squinting bush brown) is the source of this 1426-nucleotide messenger RNA. RefSeq lists its product as uncharacterized. The record is from RefSeq and is a predicted model, not a curated record. Bases 101 to 595 code for a protein of 164 amino acids. Gene Ontology annotation, biological process: mitochondrial electron transport, NADH to ubiquinone. The transcript has 3 exons. NCBI's taxonomy places the organism in Eukaryota, Metazoa, Arthropoda, Insecta, Lepidoptera, Nymphalidae.
UCAGUGUCAAUUAUUUGUAAAAUAAAUGUCAAAUAAUAAAUUAUUAUUUUUUCCAAAUAAUUUUCAAUAAAAGUUUUUUUUUUCUGAUAAAAACAAUAAAAUGGCUCAAACGGCGGGCGUCAAGCCCAUGGCCAUUGCUGGUCGUGUAGCUUCGGAAAGAGAAAGAUGUAUAGGUAUGACUGAUGCCGAAAGGGCAUGGCGCAAGCAGUGGUUAAAAGACCAAGUAUUGGCUUCAAACGAACCUGUUCAUGUUGAGGAAUACUGGAGAGAACGCACUAAUCCCAUACGUCGUAUCUAUCGUAAACCACUUGAUGUCCUAUUUACAACGCUUGCUCCUGUGCUGGGACAACAGCGUGCCGCUGAUUAUAGAUACAUAACAGGGAAACUUGGUCUUAUUGCAGUUGGUGUCCUGGCUGUCCAUUACUAUUUUAAGUAUCAAGGAAAUGACUGGACUAAAAAGGGAGGCUGGAGAAUGACUCGAACAAAACCUAUGGUGCUGCCGGGACAACCAGGAUUUCCAUAUAAAUCCGAACGUUGCAAAGAUUCUGAUUAUGCUGACAGAGGUUUCAGCAAAUCUGUAUUUGGUUCAAAGUAGAUCAUAAUGUUACCAUUGAAAAUAUAAAGUAGACAAUUUACCAAUAUAAAAUAUUUAUUCGAACUUGAAUGAAAAUAAAAUAAACUUGAGUUAUUUUAAGCAAAGUGUAUUCCUUCUGAAUUAAAUGCAUGUAACAAUUUCAUGAAAUCAUCAAUGUCCAUUGUUCUUGCCCUCAUCUGGUCACAUUCAGCUUCAGUUAAAAUUUGUUGCACCUUUUCUUUUAUGUCAAAAUCCUCUGAUAUUUCCUAAAAAAAAGAGAUAAUAUUAUGUAUAAUGAAAUUAUAAACCAAAUAAAAUAAAUUACAAGCAGAGUCCACAAUUUUAUGUUCAUAGCUCCCAUUCUCUUGGGAAUAUGGAGAUAAAGUGUAGCCUAUGUUCAUCAGGGGUAAUGUAAGAUUCAAAUGGUGAAAGAAUUUUUCAAAUUGGUCUAGUAGUUUUAAAAUUAUAUUAAGUAACAAUGCAGUCUUAAGAUGGAAGCAGGCUUACUUGGAAGAGAUACAAGUUAUUUUGACCCAUAUCUCUGGUAGUUGCUACUACAUGUUAACCCUUAAGCCUAGUUCCAACUACUUUAGUAUUUUAAUUGAGUAUGAUAUUUUGGCAUUAAAUCAAAAAAUUGUUUGUACUCGACUAAAGUAGUCUAAACUAGGCAUUAGGGUGGUAUCAAGCCAAGCUGAAUCCUACCAGGCAACAAUGCAUAGGCAAUCUUUUUACUUCUAUGACUGGUAUUUGGAGCUUAGACCCACCACACAGCUUCAUGUCAGUUGGUAGGUAUUACUUAUUUUUUUGAAAUAUAUGCUAUAUUUAUUAAAAGAAUAAACCCAGUUAUUAUUA